AGAGCCCUGCAGUAAACCGUAAUCGACCUUCAAACAUUGAUGCUUAAAGGUUCCAUUCCUGACUUGACCAAACCCUCAAAGAUUAUACAGGAUGGAGGAAAUGCUUCUGCGAGUGUGCAUAGUAGUGGCCAGCAUGCUGUAUAUAAAGGACCACACAGUCUUUCAAGAGCAGGAGAAAACCAUCAUCAUGGACAUGCAACAGCGGGAAUAUUUGCUGCAGAAUGAGGCGCUAAAGCUACAGCAGGAAGCACACCAGGUGACCACAGGGCUGCCGCAUUCAAAUCAGGAAGUGUCACAAAGUCAACGCAGAUCGACAGAUGAGGAAGGGGAGGGCGCUUCAGAGGUUCUGUUGACAAAGGACAUUCACGAUGAAGUUUCUAUUACUCAGAGAGCCCCCUCGAAAAAAAAUAAGAAUGUUCGAGAUGAAGACGUUUCAGGACAGGAGAAGGAAGUUCAACAUAAUGUUCAGAAAACAAAGACGCUGAAUGAAGAAAAAAUAAAAGAUGAUAAUGAAAAAUCUGUUUCAAAUGGAGGAAAUGAUAGCGAUCAGGCAGGAGGAACGUUCAACCAAAUGGCAUCUGAAAAGGAGCCACAAAUUCCAGUUAAGAAAAACACAGAAGACUUUACAGAGGAAAAACUCAGUGCCCCAAGCCAACAAUCAACAGAAAACACUUACAGCUUUUAUUUAUUUAAAUUUCUUUCUCUGAUAUCAAUGAUACGUCUUCUUAGGAAAUUCAUCAGCAAACGUUCCCAAAGUUCAGGAACAAUCAUUCCCACCAAAGACAAUACUAUAUCUAGUUCUACUGGCAUAUUAUCAAAAACAUUUAUUCCUGAUCACAAAGUAUUGGACUGCUAUUAUGAGCAGUGUGUACGAGCCUCUCCUAGCUCGUGUAACAGAGUAUGUGAGUUUGUGGAAGGUUUUGUGGAUGAACUCUUGGAAUCUGCAAGGGAAACCAGCAACGAAGAAACUGAUAUGCAGAUUGGAGACUUUAUUGGAGUAGGGAGCUUAUAUGAGAAUUGGGCUACAGGCAAGACAACGGUGUGUGACUUGUACGUACCGAUAAGUGCACCAAGGUCACAUGAAUUUGACGUUGAACUCUGGAAGGAGAAAGAUGCAUCAUUGUUGGGAUUCGGUAAAAUCAAAAUGGUGCAGGCUGAAAAUACAUCAAACGGUUGCCCAUGCAUGGAUGGGAAUCCUGGCAAUGAGGACGUGUUGUGUCUUCUUCAUACCCAUAAUGAGAAGAGCAAAGUUAUGAUGAACGCUAUUGGAGGUCCACUAUGCCAAGAAAAUACACCAUAUCUUUCUAAGAAACAAGUAGUGAGAUGGUUCAGGACGACGAUUAUGGAAGCCUGGAGAGAAAUUAGCCACAAGUAUGAAUUUGAGCUUGGAUUUCGCAGCCAAGCAGCUCCUGGGGCGUUGAGAGUUCGAUUCAGAUCAGGCCAUACCAUCCUGUUUAACAUUACACCCAUGGUCCAGGUCAAGGCUUCAGAAGUGUACAUGCUCUCUUACCUUUCCAGUAAUCAAAACAAUUCAGAUACUCAUUGGCCCAUUUCAUUUACACAUUAUGAAAAUGCCCUCCUUCAAUACUUCAACAAUAUUCUUCCAAACAAUUCAUGCCAUAUUAAGUGUCUCCAAUUCCUCUCUUUCCUACACAAACAGCAAAAUGGUCUAACAGGGAAAUGUGGGCUUACAAGUCACCACCUCAAGACCACCUUGUUACACCUGUUGAUGCGCAAGCCAACAGAAUGGAACCAUGAGCAUCUGACUGACAGACUGAUGGACAUGCUGAUGUUUCUUGAGCGAAGGCUUCAAGCAAAAGAACUCCACCACGCUGUAGUUGGGAAUGCUCUCGUUCCUAAGGACAUCGGGUUUCCUAAAGAAUUUGAAACGGCAAAGCCAAUCAAUAUUUUCCUGCCAAUGACUUUGGAUGAAGACUGUUACUUGAAAACGGUCCACCAUUUUCAGGAAUUAGUGAAGAACACUCCCGUACUGAUCCAGGAAUAUGGCUCAAAAAGCUGAGAAUUACACCAGAAAUAAGGCAUCUUGUUAAGGAGGCUUUCAAAUGGUGUUUUACGCUUCAUCAUCCCAGCCUUUUUAAAGGUAGUACGCUUAAGUACAUGUUUUCAGCCAAAUUUCACUUUAGAGAUUAUCAUUUGGGUCCUUCACUCUGAAGGUAGUGAGUUGCCA
Molecule: messenger RNA, 2188 nt
Organism: Clarias gariepinus (North African catfish)
Lineage: Eukaryota; Metazoa; Chordata; Actinopteri; Siluriformes; Clariidae
Product: inositol 1,4,5-trisphosphate receptor-interacting protein
Exons: 2
Coding region: 92-2020 (642 amino acids)
Cellular component (GO): membrane
Source: RefSeq, a predicted model, not a curated record